AUGGUGGGCACUCCAACAAUGUCCAUGGCUAUGGUUCUCGUCGUGCUUUCCCUCAUGUCUUAUGGGCUCCCCUCAGCCCACGCCGAUGUCGCUUUCAUAUCCAACACGUGCAAGAAAACCAAGAACCCUGCAUUGUGCGAGGAUGUGUUGAGCUACGAUGAACAUAGCACCCAGGCCUCCACCGUGCAUGAGCUCGCCAGCAUCGCGCUGGAGAUAGCCACCGCCAUCGCAAAAUUCAAUGGCAAGAACUUCGGAGUCUGGGCCAGACACAACCAGGGCAGACCUGUGGGGGACGCUCUGCUCGCCUGCCUCAUGGCCUAUGGUGAUGCUAUAGAUAACCUCGAGGUCCUUGCCAAACAUAGUCUCCAUGUCGGGGACUAUGCCGAUGCGUUGAGGAAGGUGUUGGAGGCCAAGGCUGCCAGUGAUGUGUGCGAUAAUGCGUUCAAGCAAAUAAAAAAGGAUCCCCCUGUUGAAAGUGAUCAAAAAUGA
This is a messenger RNA of Aegilops tauschii subsp. strangulata, 489 nucleotides long. Its product is annotated as pectinesterase inhibitor-like. NCBI's taxonomy places the organism in Eukaryota, Viridiplantae, Streptophyta, Magnoliopsida, Poales, Poaceae. Gene Ontology annotation, molecular function: pectinesterase inhibitor activity. The record is from RefSeq and is a predicted model, not a curated record. Gene Ontology annotation, biological process: negative regulation of catalytic activity.